Molecule: messenger RNA, 1188 nt
Organism: Colletotrichum acutatum
Lineage: Eukaryota; Fungi; Ascomycota; Sordariomycetes; Glomerellales; Glomerellaceae
Exons: 1
Coding region: 219-1007 (262 amino acids)
Biological process (GO): proteolysis
Molecular function (GO): serine-type endopeptidase activity
Source: RefSeq, a predicted model, not a curated record
AACAGCUUUGACUUAUCAAGAUCAACAGUCGGCUUCUUGCAAUUUAAAUCGUCUCAAUAUGGUUCUCUUCACAAAGUCUGCGGCUGCAGCCGUCCUCGCCUUUUGCUCUGCUGUCCAAGCUAGCCCCGCAGCUCCUCUGAACGAUAGGCAAGCCGAGCAGGCAGAGAUCACUCACCCCAUCGGCUUCGACGCCACGGCUGCUCGCCGUGUUCCAGCCGAUGCCCCAGUCCCCAAAGAUUGCUGUUGUUGACGCCGCGGAACUCACCAGCAAUGUUACCGAGGCAUCUCCUUUCACACCCUCUGGUGCUGCCCUCGAGGAGGUCGCCAAGCGCUUCAUCGUCGGCGUAGACAACCGUCACCUCUGGACCGACCCCAAUUACCCUUUCCACUCCGUUGGAAAACUUCAGUGGUCUAACGGCGUCUUCUGUUCGGCUGCCUUGAUCGGCCCUCGUCACAUCUUAUCUGCCAAGCACUGCAACCCCGACCCCCCUAUCCCGGGAUCCUUCUACCCUGGCUUCGACAACGGGGCCCGCUUUGGCUCUGCCCAGAUCACCAACGGUCUCUUCACCUACGGCCAAGAGCCUUUCUCCCCUUGCGAAACCAAGGGUGACUGGGUAGUCUAUGCUCUCGACCAGCGCCUCGGUGACCAGCUCGGUUAUUUCGGCGCGAAGGUGCCUGACCGCAACAUGUUUGACAAGCCUCAGUUCUUCCAUAUGGGCUACCCUGGUGACAAGGACGGGGGCAAUCGCCCCUACCGCCAGACUGACAUCACGGUUCACUCUAAGAGAACCUUUGACUGCGACUCAACUGGUCCCUUUUACACCGAUACCGAUACCAUGGGAGGCCAGUCCGGUGGCCCUCACUGGGAACUUGAUGGCAAUGGAAACCGAUGGAUCUGGGGUGCUCUCUCCAUUAGUGUCACUAGUUCUGCCGAGACUUAUGCUGGCUGGGCUUCUGGCAGCUCUAUGAUAGACGGCAUUCUCAAGAUGCGGGCUGACUUCCCUUAGAAAGGCCGAUGUUAGUGACGGGAAUCAGGCGUGAUCAGUCGUCAUUCUCCAUGCUCUUUGUAUCUGCGAUGACGAGCUCGGCAAAUUUUCUACUUCCUUCAACUUAGCAGUAGUCAAUACUAUAUCAUAAAUCAAAGGAAACCUCAAGUCCCAUGAAGAUUAAUCAAGACGAUUCGCUAGC